AUGUGCCACUUGUGCUACCCCAGGGAUUGUGGCUCGUACUUUGAACAUGCGGAUGUUGAUCUAGCAGCCGCAUUGCCCACUCCCUACAUGCAGGAACAUUCAGACCUGUCAACUGUUCAGUUUCAUCAUCCAGCUCUACGCUCCCUCUUCACACCAAUGUACCUGCGGCUUGAGCGCGAGGUGUUCAACUGUACACAGGCGGAAGGCAUAAUGUGUGCCAUGGCAGAUGUCAUCGAUGAGACAAAGAUGUUCGCGAAAGCUGAGCAGGAGAAGGAUAAGGCGUAUGCUGUCGUCCUCAUGCCACCCGUCAUGCAUCUUAAUACAUCAUGUCUCGUCGAUGCGAAAAGUAAAGCUCUUCGCACCCGAGGAAGCUCGUCGGAGUGGCACCCAAGACACGUGGAUACAUCCCUGAGGCAUACGUUAUCGGUGGCAUCACGAGAGGACGAGCCUUUGACGACCGAGCGGCACAGAGCGUUGACGUUCACACGUCACUGGGUAUUGACACUCGUGAUCGUGAUUCUACUCAUGCCUACCGUGCAUCGAGAAGUAUCACUCGUCAAGCCAGACAUCAGAGGAGUACCAGAGCCGUGUCUGUGGCCGCAGCAUACUGUACACAACUAUAUCUCUGCACUCGUGACUAGCGAGUUCGACGACUCGCCUCGCGGUUGUGCGCCCGGUUUAUUACAGGAGAGAACUGUGGGGGACUCUAUGUAUGAGUCUAAGCUGCGCGUAUGCCUUGAGCGAGCGUGCCGGAGUGUAGAGGAAGGAAAUGAUUGCGAGACGGUGGAUGGAAAAGAUGACGACGCGAAAUUGACGACGAAAACGACGGCACCUGGCAUGGUUAACCAGCCCUCUGUGGCUUCUCUCGUCUAUUCGUUUGAUCGGUAUGCUGCACGGUAUGAGGCGAUGGUGUCGGUCACGACGGCGCGAUACGGACAAUGA
Messenger RNA from Suillus clintonianus, 942 nucleotides. RefSeq lists its product as uncharacterized. The coding region runs from base 1 to 942 and encodes 313 amino acids. The record is from RefSeq and is a predicted model, not a curated record. The transcript has 10 exons. NCBI's taxonomy places the organism in Eukaryota, Fungi, Basidiomycota, Agaricomycetes, Boletales, Suillaceae.